CACGACGACAGGGUCCUCCUCGCGCAUCGAGCGCCAUGUCCAUCGCGCCUUUAGUGGACUUGGCCCAGACUCUACAGGAGGUGGCUGCCCUCAGUGGCCACGCCUCGCAAGCGCAGCGCUCCGCCCGCAUCGCGGCGCAGCUGUCCGACGAGCCGCGCGCCGCGGUCGGCGCGGUGUCCCCGCCGCCGAGCGGGGUGGGGACCACGCUGCACGUGUCGCUGCGGGAGCUUCACGAGGGUCGUGAGCGGCAUGAGUCGGAGCUCCAAAGCCUCCAGAGCAAACUCUCCCAGGCGGAACAGCAGUUGAAGUACUUGGUCGAGGAGAUGCGCUCACACGUGAGGGAUCUCACAGAAGAAGUGGCCAGCCUUGGGACCGCGCAAGCGGACGACAGGCAGUGGAUGAAAGCUCACAAGCACGAGAUGUUGGUGGACUUGGAGUCGUUGACUCAGGCCUUGCAAGACAACAAAGCAUCGCUCGAGGACCAUGAUGCACGCAUCGUGGCGAACCUGACCGCCGAAAGGGAGGCGCGCGCCGCCAGCAGCGAUGCACUUCGGCGGUUGAAGGAGAAGAUCGAAGAGAUCGACGGGAAGAUGCAGGAGAUGCGUCGAACCCACGAGGACGAGUCCACGCAGCAGUCUUCCCGGCUCUCUGAGGUGCAACAAGCUUUCAGUUCCUUGGAGUCUGAAGUCCUGCAAACGUGCUCCAACCACAGGAAUGCUGUGCAGAGCACGCAGCAAGAAAGCCUGGAGCAGUUGACAGAAGUGCGACACCUGCUACAUCAGCAUUACCGAGAGCAUCAGGAUCAGUUCAAGUCCUUUCAGCAGCUGAUGCAAGAGGCCAAGCAAGCUUCGGAGGUGGGUCUAAAUGAGCUCACCCUGCGCUUGGACAAGGCGCUUUGGCAACGCCCCGAACAGAUGUCCCCCAGGGCUGAGCCGCUGACACAGGUGACACGUCCCUUCAGCCCACGCGUGGUGGUGGUAGAGGAGGGCCCUGCCUCGCCCCUGUGCCGGCACAGUCCCUGCGUGGCGCGCAGUCCCUGUUCGCCCGGGACGGGAGCUGCGUGGAGCAUGGCCAUGGAAGAGAUGCGACAGACCUUGGAGAUGAAACUGGAUCACUUGGAGAGCAAGAUGAAGCGGAGCAUCAAACACCUCGCGGAAGACCUGGCGCAGAAACACCUGCACUUGUCCUCGGCGCUCGAGAAGAGCUCGGGUGUUCAAGAGGAGAGGCUGAGCGAGUUUCAAUGCUGCAUGCUGCGGACGUGGAAGGCCGAAUGGCAACCAGAGCUGCAGAGGCUCAAGGAGACGGAACGCGGCGUCAUGGAUGACUUGCAAAGCAAGGUCCAACGCGCGUGCAAAGAUGCGGAGGCGGCGUCGACGCAAACGAGGAGUUUGCAGAAGGUUCAGAAGCACGUGGAUGAUAAACUGCAGGACAUGCGGGUGAGCCUGGAGCAACAUCAGGUGCAGCUGGAUACGUUGAAAGGAGAUGUGGCACCCCUGCCAAGUGCCAUCAAGAGGGGUGACGACCUUUGGCGACACCUGGAAGGUGUCAAGGCUGGCAUCGAGACGCUCGACAGGAACACCCGAGCUGAGAUCUUGGCCUUGGGACAACAUCUCGAAGCCCAAGUGAGACCUGGUCGGACGGUGCCGGUGCCAGUGGGAGCGGGUACUGCGGGACCCACCAAUCCUGUGGGACCCACCACAACUUGGGUCUCGGAGCCGGUGGCCACGGCGCCGCGGGCGCACGCGCGGCGGCCGGUGCCCUGGACGAUUCCCAGUCCUGGUCUCUCCGACGCGCCUCCGAUCGGUCCAAAGUGACCUGACCGUCGGCGUGUUUUCACUCCGCCCGGGGGUCUUCGGGUGUUUUCGCCGAAGAAGCCGGUGGUGCGCCAAGCGAAUUCCGCCGGGUGGUGUGGCGAAGAAAGAGGUGCG
Durusdinium trenchii is the source of this 1928-nucleotide messenger RNA. NCBI's taxonomy places the organism in Eukaryota, Dinophyceae, Suessiales, Symbiodiniaceae. The record is from the annotation of a GenBank genome assembly.